This is a messenger RNA of Ictalurus furcatus (blue catfish), 1375 nucleotides long. It is a transcript of the gene txndc12, whose product is annotated as thioredoxin domain containing 12 (endoplasmic reticulum). The transcript has 7 exons. Gene Ontology annotation, cellular component: endoplasmic reticulum. The coding region runs from base 97 to 603 and encodes 168 amino acids. NCBI's taxonomy places the organism in Eukaryota, Metazoa, Chordata, Actinopteri, Siluriformes, Ictaluridae. The record is from RefSeq and is a predicted model, not a curated record.
GAAAAUCCUCCACUGUCGAAGCCGAGACUUGGAGCUAGUCAGGGCUAGCUUUUAAUGCUAAUGCGAGUAUAAUAAUAAUAAUAAAAAAUAUUAAAAAUGCAGGUUUUAAUUAAUAUCGCUUUGAUUUUUAUUUUGUUUGUCUCGCUUUUCGGAGGCAUUUCCGCAGAGGGAAACGGAAGAGGAUUUGGGGAGCACAUCCACUGGAGAAGCCUGGAAGAUGGGAAAAAAGAGGCAGAAGCAAGUGGACUACCAGUAAUGGUCAUCAUUCACAAGACCUGGUGUGGGGCCUGCAAAGCGCUGAAGCCCAAGUUCUCUGAGUCGAAGGAGAUCUCCGAGCUGGCUCACAACUUCGUCAUGGUUAACUUGGAGGAUGAAGAAGAGCCAAAAGACGAUGCCUUCAGCCCAGACGGAGGCUACAUUCCCAGAAUACUCUUUUUAGAUCCCAGUGGUAAAGUCCGUCCUGAGAUCACGAACAAGAACGGAAACCCAAACUACAAGUUUUUCUACAGCAACGCCGAUCAAGUUGUAACCAGUAUGCAGGAGGCUCAGGAGAAGCUGACUGGCGACGCGUUCAGGAAGUCACACCUGGGUGACGAACUGUGACGAAACGCAUGAAGGCAGCCUAGCUAGCUCGCAGCUGGUACACCACACUCACUACUGCACCGUUUGGGUUCAGCCCUAAACCUCGACACCUCAUUUCAGCCCACAAACUUCCAGAACCCCAUCUGUGCUGCACCAAAAUCAUUUGUUUGCUUUGUCUGUAAAAACAGCAUAAAACGAACCGAAGCGGACUCGUUCAGCGUCCGUCGGCCAAGGGUGCUACAGAAUUAUUUUUUUCCUCCCAGAGGUGUAUAUAUACACAUAGGAAUUUACUCGUAGGCUCUGUUCUUUAUCACGCCUUCAUCUAGCUGUUAAUCACGGAGCAAUACGUUCACAUGGCUCUGGGACUCGUCCUGAUUUUGUUAAAAUGCUGAGCACACCAUGAGAUGAUAUGUGGGAUAUCACGUGCUUCCAGGCCACAUCUUUGUGUAGUGGAGACUCCCAUGAAGAAAUGGCCUUAUUAACCUUCACUAUUCUGUUCUAGUAUAGACUGAUCCCAAACAUGGGCGAUUUUUAUAUUUAUGAUCUUAAAUAGUCCUAAAAUUGACCUAAAAUAUAUUUCUUAUCCUGUGAAAUUUCUGUAAGCCAAUCCACAAUAUAUGGAUUUGCCUCUGGUUUUGUAAGACUUAGGGUUUUUAUUGUGAAAUGUCUUUAAAUGGAAACAGGAAGUGACACAAAUGGGUGUUUAAUGUGGUUGCCACACUUUUUUUUUUUUUUACAUGGAUGUAUACAGCCAAUAGUACAAUUAAAGCUGGUACUUGAUUGAUUAACGUUA